AUGGUCCAGGAGUACCCCGCUUGGGCGAGUUUCGGAACUGGUUGGCAGGGAGCCGGAGCGCUGGCCCCCACGGCAGCUGCCUUCAUCUCGCAAGGACGACUUGUUUUGGUACCUCAAGGUCGCUCUCUAAACGUGUACCGCCACGGCUUAACUAGUUGGCCGGGAUCGUCACCUUCAGAGACGACCGGCACGGCACUGAUCCUGCAGCGACGUCUUCAGGCGCACGAGGGGCGCGUCACCGGCGUCGACGUGCUCGCUCCAGUCAACGUCUUUCAAGCCGUGUCCGCCUCGUUGGAUGGAACUUUGCGGGUAUGGGACCUGGAAGAGGGUACGCUGCUGCGCACCAUUGAUUUGGGCGUGCCUUUAUGGAGGUGUCUUGUGGACUCCCAGCAAGGGCGCACUUGCUAUGUGCUCGCGAGUGCCUCGGACGGCACUGCAGCUGCGCUUGCGAUGAACUGGUCUGAGCGAGCUACCGUGUCACGAGCUCCUAUUCAAACACAAGCCAUAGGCCCGGAAGUUGACAGGCCGGUUCAUAUGGCAACUGCUGCCUCGUCGGAUGCCGGUCCGGCGUCAUCUGCCCAGCCUAGUGGUAGCAAUGAGCGGAAACACCUCUCACGAGCAGCAGCUCGGGCCUGCUUUGUCGCUCGCGUUGACCUGCGUACGGGACGCUGGAAAACGUUGUUCCAACUGCCUUUUGGCGAGGCUUGUAUGGAUCUGAGCGCCGAUGGACAACUGUUGGUGGCAUCUAGCGGCAAUCAGCUCUAUGUUUGGCGCAGCGGGGCACCAGGCGAUGUGCGUCGCUGGGAGCACACCGGUGCUCCUGUGACUACACUGAGCAUAGAUGCCAAGCGGGAGCGUGUUGCAGUUGGCGAUAGCAGUGGCGUCAUCAGCGUGUACCAGUUGCAGUCUCUUUUCCAGUCCGUAGACUCCGAGCAAAAGCAGCAUUCCCAGGGUGCACCGUUGCGACAGCGUUGGCACUGGCACGCUCGUCCCGUGCGAGCGCUCUGCUUCGGUCCAGGUAGUAGUAGUACGACGCUCUUCUCCGGGGGUCACGAAGGCGUUCUGGUGGAGUGGCACCUGCAUCAAAUCGGCAACCUGCAACCGACCAAGCGCUUCUAUCCGCGACUGGGUGGCCCGAUUCAAGGCAUCGCUGUGGAGCCGCAGACCCAAACCGCAGCGCUAACGCUCUAUCCAGGAAGUCUGAUCGUCGUACAUCUGCCAUCCUAUUCGAGCCGGACUCUUUUAAGAACGGUGAUCGCUCCGUUUCCCGGCAGUGACAGACAGGAGGCGGUGGCAAGCGAACUCCGCUCCGACGCCAAGACUCGGCCUGGGUCAGCGACACGUCAGGUUGGUGCCUCUCUAGAUCCCAUAUUGAAUGUCCACUGUAGGAUGCAGACCGUUUCCUUGAUGCCGGCAGUUUGUCUGGCAUCGAAGCCUGGCACAGUGGAACCUAUGCUUGUGUACUCCAGUCCCGACGGAGCGCUUUGUGUGUACGACAUCAUUCGCGAUAGCGUGACUGACGUAUUGCGAGUAACGACAGCGCCUCCUGUCGCUAUCGCUAGGAAUCCGCGAGCGUACCCAUUUGCCUUCCAUCUGGACGAAAGCGGCUGUUUUCUCGUGACAAGCGAAGAGAAGACGCCUCUCGGGGAGCGAUGGCUCAAUAUGGCAUCCCUCGAAGCGCGGACAAGUCGGCAAGUAUGCCUCCGAUUCUGGUGCAUUCCCCCAGCAGCCGCAAAAGCAUCGGUAACCGACACAAACGAAGCCGAGCUGCAACUGCGACCGUGCGAAAGCGUGACGCUCCUGCAUCGCGACCCGCUGGUGCUUCUAGCGGUGCGGCACUCGCAGGCAUUUUCUUUGGACUGUUCGGGAACCUGGGCGGUUUGGCAAUGGACCCUUGGCAACGUCGCAGGAACGCCUGUGCAGGAUACCUCGCAGGCGAUCUGGUCUGUUCACGCAUUCAGUACUACCAAACUGCGCUGUCCGGUGCGUUUGGUUGCGGCGCUGCUCACGAGAGACGCCUCCUUGUUGGUUACGCUCCGUGCAGAUGGUGUCCUGCAGAUCUUUGCGGUGCAGGAAACGCUCCAGCUUGUGCACCAGGAAGCUGUCUCGGAACUCGUGCAUCAUUUCUUGAGCUCGGGCGACGUCAUCGGGGCCUCGCAAGCACCCCUGAUGCAGCUCGAUGCGUUGGAAGUCGUCGCAUCCGGUCAACUGCUGAUCAGUGUUCGAGGUGAACGAAUGCCGCCCCAGCUGGUGGUAUACGAUAUGGCUCGUGCACAAGUGCGAUGGCGCCUUGUCCUAGCCGCCGACGCUGUCGCCGCGCUGACACCAACAGCAGCACUGGCAACGCUCACGAACGAAGCCUCUAUACCGAUGGAUGUGUUUGCCGUGGCGCUUGCGUCGAUACCAGCGGUACUCCUGUUUCGAGCGCUCGGGGAACCGACCCCGAUGGCAAUAUGGCGGUUGCCCAGCGGCACGAGACCCCGCAUCCUGUUGACCCAUCCGCUGGUGCCGUUGGCGGUGCUUGACGACGAUGCGCAUUUGCAUCUUCCCGAAGGCCCGUUGGAUCCGUUCGCCGAGGAGGAUAUGGCGGUGCUUCGGAUGGCCUUGCUGACGCGUUCCCAGGAAGAGGCGUGGCGGGAAUCGCAAGCGCCCAGCUGGUUUGAGCACCUGCCUACCGAGGACCCGCUGGAGCCUCCAAGAGUGCAAGUCUCGCCGCAAGUUCCCGUGGAAUCGUUGUUAAGCGACACUGUGCCCGCGUUUAUGUCGUUGGAAACGUGCCUGGAUGCACUGCUUGGGCAUCCAGGGACGCAGAUGCCGGCGUCACAGACAGCUGCUACGGUAGAGGAACCUGCGCAACUUUCUGUAUCGUCUAGCGGAGCGCAGCGUUCGCUCCAUAGUCCGCAAGAACCUCCAGAGUCUACGUUACAUAUUCCACUGGGACCUGAAGCGGUGGCGAACAUCCUGGGAGGGCAUGGAGCGCGCUUUCGACAACUUCGGCUGCAGCGACUCAGCGGUUAG
Messenger RNA from Cyanidioschyzon merolae strain 10D, 3018 nucleotides. RefSeq lists its product as hypothetical. Gene Ontology annotation, biological process: positive regulation of transcription by RNA polymerase I; positive regulation of rRNA processing. Gene Ontology annotation, cellular component: nucleolus. Lineage: Eukaryota; Rhodophyta; Bangiophyceae; Cyanidiales; Cyanidiaceae. The record is from RefSeq and is a predicted model, not a curated record. Bases 1 to 3018 code for a protein of 1005 amino acids. The transcript has a single exon. Gene Ontology annotation, molecular function: protein binding; RNA binding.